CUCCGGGCCGCCGACGAUGGGGAACACUACCUCGUGCUGCGUGUCGUCCAGCCCCAAGCUCCGGAGGAAUGCGCACUCCCGGCUGGAGUCCUACCGGCCCGACGCCGACCUGAGCCGCGAGGACACGGGCUGCAACUUGCAGCACAUCAGCGACCGGGAGAACAUCGACGAUUUGAACAUGGAAUUCAAUCCUUCAGACCAUCCUCGAGCCAGCACAAUAUUUCUCAGUAAAUCUCAGACAGACGUGAGAGAAAAACGCAAGAGUCUCUUCAUUAACCAUCAUCCUCCAGGACAAAUAGCAAGGAAAUACAGCUCCUGCUCCACUAUUUUCCUAGACGAUAGCACAGUCAGUCAACCAAACCUCAAGUAUACAAUUAAAUGUGUAGCUCUCGCAAUAUAUUAUCACAUCAAAAACAGAGACCCAGAUGGAAGGAUGCUCUUAGAUAUUUUUGAUGAAAACCUUCAUCCUCUUUCGAAAUCUGAAGUGCCACCAGAUUAUGACAAACACAACCCAGAGCAGAAGCAGAUUUACCGGUUUGUUCGGACACUGUUCAGUGCUGCUCAACUGACGGCUGAAUGUGCCAUUGUCACUCUGGUAUACCUUGAAAGACUUUUAACAUAUGCAGAGAUAGAUAUCUGUCCCGCCAACUGGAAACGAAUUGUUCUCGGUGCGAUUCUGCUGGCCUCCAAGGUGUGGGAUGACCAGGCUGUGUGGAAUGUGGAUUACUGCCAGAUCCUGAAAGACAUCACAGUGGAGGACAUGAAUGAGUUAGAGCGACAGUUUCUUGAAUUGCUCCAGUUCAACAUCAAUGUUCCUUCCAGUGUUUAUGCCAAGUAUUAUUUUGAUCUUCGUUCUCUGGCAGAAGCAAAUAACCUGAGCUUUCCUUUGGAGCCCCUGAGCAGGGAAAGGGCUCACAAGCUUGAGGCCAUCUCUCGCCUCUGUGAGGACAAGUACAAGGACCUGAGGAGACCCACGAGGAAGCGGUCAGCGAGUGCUGACAAUCUGACUCUGCCUAGGUGGUCCCCGGCCAUCAUCUCCUAACUGGGCGUCCCCACUGGAGGCUGUACCAUCCCUCAGUUUCUCCUUUAGUUUGAGAAAAGACAGACUUGGGAUGGUUUUGUUUUUGUUUCCCUUUUUUGGUUUUGUUAAAGUCAUAACUCCAUCAGGCUGCUUCGAUGACUGCCUUUGAGCUGUGUGGCCCACAUGCAGCAAGGCUUUGAGGGAAGCAAAAUCAGUAUUCUGGAAAUCCUGUUUCACACCUUGCCCUGUCAUCAUUAACAGCACUUCCUUCUUGGAAGAUAAAGACUCGAAUCCUGGAGGAGGAAGUAAAGGGAAAGGAAAGUUGUGUAGAAGCAGGAAAAAUGGCUAAUGACAUGGCCAUUUCUUAAGUCCCCCAUCUGGUCAGUAGGUGAAUAUGAUGGAAAACAACAGUAGUUAACACAGUUAGAUGUUCAUUAAAGACAAGAGUGCUGCCUUUAUCACCUCUGUCUGGAUCAGUCUGUUCUUUAAGACUUCUUGCAUCCCUUCUAACUGCUAUUUGGGGAUUUGGGGGAUUUUUGUUGGUUUUUAUUCUGUUUUGGUUUUGGCCCCACAGAGCAGAGAAUAUAGUUUGUACCAUGGCACAGACAUCCAAAUAAAUAGUACUGGUUGUUUCUCUCUGCGCUAUUCCUGCGAGCUGUCUCCUGAGCUUUCUUCCUCACAAGUGGAAUGCACUUGUUACAUUUCUCUACCACUUUAUUUUAUACACUUUUUCUUCAACAAUGGCAAAAUUAACUUGACAAUAGUGCUGAACCAAAAGUAUCCCUUUCCUUCUUUAUUCCUAACCUCCCCCCCCAAAAAAAAAAAAUUCUAGAUAACAUGGGUGCUUGUGCCUUCCAAUUUUCAUGCAGUUGUUAUUUUUAAUCUGACCUGAAGUUGUAGUUCAAAAUCAAUCAAACCUCAUGGGCCAAGGAAACAAUGUGCAGUAGAAGCUGUCCUUGGUUGAGAUUUUUUUCCAGAUUGCUUGGUGUUUGCCUGAAGUUAUUGAGUAGGAGCCAUUUCUUUGUACUCCCUGCCCAGUUUGUUCCUCUACUUCCGCAUCCAUUGUUGCAAGCAAUAUUCUUAUCAAUUUUUAUAUGUUUAUUUUAAAUCAAAGUUAGUCUAUUUGUAUAAAUUUUUUUAAAAAUUUAAAAUUAAAAAACGGGGGUGGGGUGGGUAGUCCAGUGGGGAGAUUAUUGGAGGGCAAAAUGUUACUAUUUGCUGAGAUAUUUUUCACAGAAUGAUUGAAUAAAAAAAAACCACAACACUUGCA
This is a messenger RNA of Myotis lucifugus (little brown bat), 2291 nucleotides long. RefSeq names its product cyclin Y (gene CCNY). Lineage: Eukaryota; Metazoa; Chordata; Mammalia; Chiroptera; Vespertilionidae. Gene Ontology annotation, molecular function: protein kinase binding; cyclin-dependent protein serine/threonine kinase activator activity. Gene Ontology annotation, cellular component: plasma membrane; cytoplasmic cyclin-dependent protein kinase holoenzyme complex. The transcript has 10 exons. The record is from RefSeq and is a predicted model, not a curated record. Bases 17 to 1042 code for a protein of 341 amino acids. Gene Ontology annotation, biological process: regulation of cyclin-dependent protein serine/threonine kinase activity; regulation of canonical Wnt signaling pathway.